This is a messenger RNA of Macrosteles quadrilineatus (aster leafhopper), 1629 nucleotides long. It is a transcript of the gene carmine, whose product is annotated as AP-3 complex subunit mu-1. Gene Ontology annotation, biological process: intracellular protein transport; endocytosis. Gene Ontology annotation, cellular component: cytoplasmic vesicle; clathrin adaptor complex. The transcript has 10 exons. NCBI's taxonomy places the organism in Eukaryota, Metazoa, Arthropoda, Insecta, Hemiptera, Cicadellidae. The coding region runs from base 279 to 1523 and encodes 414 amino acids. The record is from RefSeq and is a predicted model, not a curated record.
CUAAUUUAAGCAAAAAGCUAUUUAAUUAUAUUAAUUAGUCAAUAUCCAUUUUAAUUAUUGUUAUAAAAUCAAUUGGUAUUAUUUUUAGGCUAUAUAUUAGGACGCAAUGGAGAAGUUCAUAGUUUAUUUUUCAUAGAGUCGUAAAAGUUCAUAAAUUGUUUUUGUUUAUGAUAUGAACUAAUAUCUACCCUACUGUAUUUUAAACUAAGUUAAUGUUUCAGUGAAAUCCUAUUUUAAUUUGUUUUGAAAAAGGUUUCCUAAGGACUAAGUACGAUAAAAUGAUUCACAGCCUGUUCAUCAUUAACUCAUCAGGAGAUUUAUUCAUGGAGAAGCACUGGAAGAGCGUGAUAUCCCGAUCGGUGUGUGAUUAUUUCUUUGAUGAGCAAAGGAAAGUAUCCUGCCCUGAAGACAUGCCUCCAGUCAUUGCUACUCCUCACCACUACCUUAUCAGUAUACAUCGAUGUUGCAUGUUUUUUGUUGCCGUUUGUAUGACGGAAGUGCCGCCUUUAUUCGUGAUUGAGUUUCUUCACCGUGUCGUUGACACAUUUGACGACUAUUUUAGUGAAUGCACAGAAUCGAUCAUCAAAGAAAACUAUGUCGUUGUCUACGAGCUGCUAGAUGAGAUGCUAGACAACGGGUUCCCCCUGGCAACAGAGUCCAAUGUUCUCAAGGAGUUGAUCAAACCACCUAACUUGCUAAGGACCAUCGCAAACACUGUCACUGGCAAGUCCAACGUGAGCGCCACUCUGCCAAGCGGACAGUUGUCCAAUGUGCCAUGGAGGCGGACGGGUGUCAAGUACACCAACAACGAGGCAUACUUUGAUGUUGUAGAGGAGGUGGAUGCCAUCAUCGACCGCGCUGGGUCUACCGUCUUUGCUGAGAUACAAGGCUAUGUGGACUGUUGUAUCAAGCUUAGUGGAAUGCCAGAUUUGACUCUUUCCUUUAUGAAUCCUCGGCUGUUUGAUGACGUCAGCUUUCAUCCUUGUGUUCGGUUCAAACGGUGGGAGUUAGAGAGAAUACUAUCGUUCAUCCCGCCUGACGGUAACCUGAGAUUGAUGUCGUACCACAUCGGGUCACAAAGUGUUGUCGCAAUCCCUAUCUACGUCAGACAUAACGUCAGUUUCAAGGACGGGCGGCUAGACAUUACAGUGGGACCUAAGCAGACCAUCGGACGUACGGUAGAGAACGUAGUCAUAGAGAUCCCCAUGCCUAAGGCAGUUCUCAACUGUGUUCUCAACCCGUCGCAAGGCAAGUAUUCGUUUGACCCUGUCAGUCGAGUACUGGUUUGGGACGUCGGCCGAAUUGACACCAAUAAACUGCCCAACAUCCGCGGCUCGAUCAAUUUACAAUCUGGAGCGCCACCAGUGGAGUCAAAUCCUACAAUUAAUGUUAAGUUCACCAUCAAUCAGCUGGCAGUGUCUGGCCUGAAGGUCAACAGAUUGGACAUGUAUGGGGAGAAGUACAAACCAUUCAAAGGAGUCAAGUACAUCACCAAAGCCGGCAAGUUCCAGAUCAGAAUGUAAAGUCUCCAAGACAAGUCAUCAUAUCAUUCCACCUUUUCGCCCUUCAACUACCAUUCAACAAUUUUGUAUAUGAUCAUUUAAAAAGAUAUAUUGCUAUUAAGGUUUA